This is a messenger RNA of Thermochaetoides thermophila DSM 1495, 267 nucleotides long. RefSeq lists its product as uncharacterized. The transcript has a single exon. The coding region runs from base 1 to 267 and encodes 88 amino acids. Lineage: Eukaryota; Fungi; Ascomycota; Sordariomycetes; Sordariales; Chaetomiaceae. The record is from RefSeq and is a predicted model, not a curated record.
AUGACCACAAUUCCGUCGAAUGCCCGUCGCUUCCCGCUGCGUACUCUUACGCUCGCGACAUGGAUGGUCCAUGGCUCCCCAAGGAGGACCUCCCAAAAAAGCGCCAAGGCCCCAAGGCCCAAGGGCGAAAGCGAGUCACGUGACGUGACGGACCCUGACUCGCCAACUGACCCUGUUGGGGCGACAGUGGGGCCGUUUGCAGCGCUGGUAGCCAAGCAGCUGGCGGAGCUGGCGGCAGCGAAACAGAGCGAAACGCCUGCUUUUUGA